AUGGGCUAUUCUGGAGGUGAGGAUCAUCAUGAACUGUCGUAUCUGUUACCCAUAGCCGUGUGCAUGGGUAUUUCUCUCUACAACGUCCUGGAACUCAACCUGGCCAUAUUAACGACAUUCAAAACCCGAAAGAGCCUCUACUUCUGGAGUUUCAUCGCAGCUACAAACGGUAUUGCGCCGCAUACCAUCGGUUUCUUGCUCAAAAACUUGUGCUCGUCGGACAACUUCAUCCUCUACAUCUCGCUUAUCUCUGUAGGCUGGACUCUCAUGGUGACGGGUCAAUCUCUCGUCUUAUACUCUCGACUUCAUCUCAUAUUUUGGAACCAAUUCUAUCUGAGACUCGUGCUGGCCAUGAUCGUCACAAAUGUCGUGGUCAUGCAUAUUCCCAUCAUCAUUCUAAUGUAUGGCGCCAACAGUAGCGCUUCAAACCCUUGGGUUCACCCGUAUCAGAUAUACGAGAAGAUCCAAGUCACUGUGUUUUUCUCACAAGAACUAAUCAUUUCGGCACUUUACAUCGGAGCUUGUUUGUCUUUUUUUGGUACUGAGGGGUUGCUGCACGGGAAGGGGGUCCAAAGAAUGCACAAGCAUUUACUUAUUGUCAAUGUCGUGAUAAUACUACUGGACAUACCAAUUUUGGUCCUCGAAUUUGCCGACUACUACGACUUUCAGACAGCGUACAAAACGAUUGUCUACAGUAUCAAGUUAAAGCUCGAAUUUCACCUACUCAAUCGGCUCGUUGAGGUGGCAAAGGGCAAUGAAGGAAUCGACUUGCAGCGUGGAAACCAAACCUUGCACGGUCUUCGGUUGGAAGCUUUUGAAAGUGAUGGAGGUUUCUCAAGGUCCAAUGACAGCGAGCAUGGCAAUAUGAAUAGGGCUGUGGAUAAUCAGACAAGCAAGAGAAAAUAUUUGGGUUCGGAGGAUGACAUUUUGACGACUUCAGAUAUAUCUGUAAGCUAUAUCGAGAGAAGGAACGACGACAAUGAAAGUAUGGAUACGGCACGGCCGAUAUUUCGAUAA
Fusarium poae is the source of this 1017-nucleotide messenger RNA. RefSeq lists its product as uncharacterized. The coding region runs from base 1 to 1017 and encodes 338 amino acids. The record is from RefSeq and is a predicted model, not a curated record. The transcript has a single exon. NCBI's taxonomy places the organism in Eukaryota, Fungi, Ascomycota, Sordariomycetes, Hypocreales, Nectriaceae.